Gasterosteus aculeatus aculeatus (three-spined stickleback) is the source of this 2610-nucleotide messenger RNA. It is a transcript of the gene slc39a1, whose product is annotated as solute carrier family 39 member 1. The record is from RefSeq and is a predicted model, not a curated record. Gene Ontology annotation, molecular function: zinc ion transmembrane transporter activity. NCBI's taxonomy places the organism in Eukaryota, Metazoa, Chordata, Actinopteri, Perciformes, Gasterosteidae. Gene Ontology annotation, biological process: zinc ion transmembrane transport. Gene Ontology annotation, cellular component: plasma membrane.
GGAACUGGUGGUACACUUGUAAAUAACAACAGUGGGCGCCGCUGCUUUCUGGGGGGACUCUGGUCUUCCUGUCGGUUGGCGAAGCUCCGGGCUCCUCUCGUAGCUCAUUAAAUGUUAGCUCAGUCAGGCAGCGAACUUCUGUCCUGAACGGACAGCUUUUAUGCCGCAACAUGGACUUCUUGCUCCAGGUGAAAAUUGGCGCUCUGGUCGGUUUAUUGCUCCUGACUCUUUUUUUUGGAUUUAUCCCCGCUCGAGUCAAAUGUUUCAGAGACACACACGGGACAGACAGCCACCGCACAGUUCUCAGUCUGAUCAGCUGCUUCGCCGGCGGGGUUUUCCUUGCAGCAUGUUUCCUCGACAUCAUUCCAGAUUAUCUGUCCGACAUAAAGGCUGAGCUGGACGCUCGGUCUGUGGAGACCAGUUUCCCCCUCGCAGAGUUCAUCAUGGCCGCCGGCUUCUUCAUGGUCCUCAUCCUGGAGAGGGUCGUGCAGAACUGUCGGGAGAUGCGGGGGACUCGGGAGGAGAGGGCUCCCCUCAUCCCGGACAACAGGAACGGCCACGGCCACGGCCACGGAAGCAGCCCCGACCUGGAGGGCAGCGGCCACCACGUCCACGUGGACUUUCAGGCCCACUCGCCCUUCCGCUCCUUCAUGCUCUUCCUCUCCCUCUCGCUCCACUCGGUUUUCGAGGGCCUCGCCAUCGGCCUGCAGAGCACGGACUCAAAGGUGUUGGAGAUCUGCAUCGCCAUCCUUGUCCACAAAAGCAUCAUAGUCUUCAGCCUGUCGGUGAAGCUCGUCCAGAGCGCCGUGCGCCCGCUGUGGGUGGCCGCCUACAUCGGCGUGUUCGCCAUGAUGUCGCCGAUAGGCAUCGCCAUCGGCAUCAGCGUGAUGGAGGCCCAGCUGGCGGCGGGGGCGCUCAUCCAGGCCGUCCUGGAGGGGCUCGCCGCGGGGACCUUCAUUUACAUCACCUUUCUGGAGAUCCUCCCGCACGAGCUCAACUCCCCCGGGAAGCAGCUCCUCAAGGUGCUCUUCAUCCUGCUGGGCUUCAGCGUCAUGGCGUGUCUGACGCUUUGGGACUGAGACGAGUCGCCGUUCAGCCGGCAGCUCACUUUCGCGCUGAGAGACAAACCGUUCCCUCGUUACCAAAGAAGAAAUCGGUUUGCUUGCGCACUGUUACACCCGACUCUGGUGCUUUUAAUGUUAAAGGGAGCACGACAACAGAUGUGGAUGUAGUAUCGUUUUUUAAUAUUGUUUUAAAAAUGCAUAAAGGAGUCGGGACAAUUUGCGCUGAAUCAUUUCCUCUCACGAUGUGUUGAUGUAAAGAGGAACCGCGUCGAUUAGUGUGUUGAAAGACUGAAAGUGGCGCAGGGGAACAAAGUGGUGUUCUGAUUCAUCACUAGCUUUGUAUUGCAACAUGUGAAAGAAAGAAGCCUGUAAGAGGAAUCCACUGGAAACAAGAAGUCAUUACCACCAGAUUCAUAUCUACAUUUUACUUGAAAGUAAUUCCAACACACAUUGUUGAAGUGUUUCAUAUCUUUACUUCAGACUCUGCUGGAUGGUUCUUAACUUAACGUGAUGUUUCCUCUGACCCAGGUCCAUUUGGUGAACCCUGACAUUUUAGAUCUAGUUUCUAUUUGGGUCCUUUUACUCUUCAAAUAUCAACACAUAAUAUAUUUGUCCAGUAAACCAGUCUAUUGUAAACUGACUCCCUGAUGCCUUAUGAGGUUACAUACCCGAAUAACAGAGAGGAGGUGCAAUGAUGAUGAAAAUAUGAGCUAUUUAUUUAUAUACAAUUUCCCUAUACGUUUUUUUUUCUCGCUAAUUUAAUCCAUUUAGUUUCAACCGUGUCCAUUUUGUCUAAAAAUGCAAACAACGGGCUGCUUUAUUGAAACUCUUUCUGUAAGUAAAGGUUUUUUUUUAGUUUUCUCAUCGUUGUGGACACGUUGAUGAGCUUUAAAUAUAAAGAAAAGAGAAGAAAAGAUAAAUCAUUAAUUCCGCUAACUGACAAUUUAUUGUAUUUUACUUGCACAUUCUUGUGUUUGUGUCUAGAAUCAAAUCCAGGAAGACACCGCAUUACUUUACAUGGGCUACAUUGAUUUUGCCCACUGACACUCAAUUUCUUUUUAUUCAUGUCCAUGUAUGACGUUAAAGUUAUGAACUGUCACUACUGAGUCAAUUCCUCUUUUAGUCGGUCAUGUGAUCGGAGGAUGUGAGAAUAAAAAGGACGACGCUGUGAGUUUCUUGCCACAAAAACUUACACAGCAAAAUAAAAGUGCCGAUGAUAUAACAUUAUGUCAUGAAUGUUAUUUAGCAUGUUAAAAGUCACCUAAUCAACACUUGUGAAGAACCACUGUUUCACAUCUGUGUUGUUGUUGUUUUUUUGUUAGAACAUAAACAGUUGCAUUUCAUGUGUAAAAAUACUAAUUUGUUUGUACAGCGUAAAAAACAAACUGUCAAGGAAAACUACAUUUAUUGUUUUGGUCCUUGUGAUUAUUGAUCCUGUGUGCAGGAUAAGCAGUUUGAAGAUGGAUGGAUUUUCAUAUCUUCAAUUUACUCUUUCUGGGAUAAUAUAUGAAUACUUGAACAAUAUAAUAAAGCUGUAUAGUAAAAA